This is a messenger RNA of Rotaria socialis, 555 nucleotides long. The record is from the annotation of a GenBank genome assembly. Lineage: Eukaryota; Metazoa; Rotifera; Eurotatoria; Philodinida; Philodinidae.
AUGUGGUGGCAUCUCCAAAAUCUUGGAUAUGUGACACUGCUGACACUAGAUGAACUACAACAUGAUAAAUUUAUCUUAACAUUAGACCUUCGUUCUGGUUAUUGGCAAGUUGAAAUGGACGCAUCAAGUAAACCACUCACGGCAUUCGUCACACACAAAGGAUUAUUUGAAUGCACAGUAAUGCCUUUUGGACUUACGAACGCACCGACUACAUUUCAACGCCUUAUGAAUAUUGUACUGGCUGGGCUGAAAUGGCAAUGCUGUUUAGUAUACCUCGACGAUAUUAUCGUCUAUUCUUCAACAUUUAAACAACACAUUAAGGAUCUCCGAAAAGUUUUCUUAGCUCUUGUUGGUGCCAAUUUGACGCUCAAGGCUUCAAAAUGUAACUUCUGUCGACGCGAAAUGAAACUUCUCUGGCACCUUAUUACUCCAGAUGGUAUUAAACCAGAUCUUGGGUUGAUCGCUACGAUCGAAAAAUGCGCUCGACCAACAAAUAUUAAAGGAGUUCAAGCUUUUCUCGGACUUACUGGCUACUAUCGCCGAACCUCUCCUUAA